Messenger RNA from Cuculus canorus (common cuckoo), 5090 nucleotides. RefSeq names its product jumonji domain containing 6, arginine demethylase and lysine hydroxylase (gene JMJD6). NCBI's taxonomy places the organism in Eukaryota, Metazoa, Chordata, Aves, Cuculiformes, Cuculidae. The coding region runs from base 146 to 1390 and encodes 414 amino acids. The transcript is spliced from 7 exons. Gene Ontology annotation, molecular function: P-TEFb complex binding; histone H4R3 demethylase activity. Gene Ontology annotation, biological process: phagocytosis. Gene Ontology annotation, cellular component: nucleus; cytoplasm. The record is from RefSeq and is a predicted model, not a curated record.
GGGAGCGCGGCGGGGCUGGGCCCGGGCGGCGGCAAGGGGGUGAAAUUUCUGGAAGGUAGCGCGGGGGCUCGGUCCGGGAAGAGCGGCGGGGCCGGGGCGGCGAGUUGUGGGUGCGGCGGGCGGCCCCCGCCCCAGCGCCGCCGCCAUGAACCACAAGAGCAAGAAGCGGAUCCGCGAGGCGAAGCGCAGCGCCCGGCCUGAGCUGAAGGACUCGUUGGACUGGACCCGCCACAACUACUGCGAGACCUUCCCUCUCAGCCCUGCCGCGUGCAAGGAUAACGUGGAGAGGGCAGAUGCGCUUCAGUUAGCGGUAGAGGAAUUUGUUGAGCGUUAUGAAAAACCUUACAAGCCUGUAGUUUUGCUGAAUGCUCAGGUGGGCUGGUCUGCCCAGGAGAAGUGGACUCUGGAACGGCUAAAACGCAAGUAUAGGAACCAGAAGUUCAAAUGUGGAGAAGACAAUGACGGUUAUUCUGUGAAGAUGAAGAUGAAAUACUACAUAGAGUAUAUGGAAACCACACGCGAUGACAGCCCACUCUACAUCUUUGACAGCAGUUAUGGAGAGCAUCCCAAGCGCAGGAAACUCCUGGAGGACUACAAAGUACCCAAAUUCUUCACUGAUGAUCUCUUUCAGUAUGCAGGGGAGAAACGAAGGCCGCCUUACAGAUGGUUUGUGAUGGGCCCACCUCGUUCUGGAACAGGAAUUCACAUUGACCCCUUGGGAACUAGUGCAUGGAAUGCCUUAGUCCAGGGACAUAAGCGUUGGUGCCUGUUCCCUACCAGCACUCCCAGAGAGCUGAUCAAAGUGACACGAGAAGAGGGAGGGAACCAGCAGGAUGAGGCUAUCACUUGGUUUAAUGUCAUCUAUCCAAGGACGCAGCUCCCCACCUGGCCCCCGGAAUUCAAACCCCUGGAAAUCCUGCAGAAACCGGGCGAGACGGUCUUUGUGCCGGGUGGCUGGUGGCACGUAGUUCUCAAUCUUGACACAACUAUUGCCAUCACACAAAACUUUGCCAGCUGUACCAACUUCCCUGUGGUGUGGCACAAGACGGUAAGAGGGAGACCCAAAUUGUCACGGAAAUGGUACAGGAUCCUAAAGCAGGAACAUCCUGACUUGGCAGCCUUGGCUGAUUCAGUUGACCUGCAGGAAUCUACCGGUAUUGCUUCCGACAGUUCUAGCGAUUCUUCCAGUUCCUCGAGCUCCAGCUCCUCAGACUCUGAUUCAGAGUGUGACUCUGGCUCUGAGACAGAGGGGAUGAUGCACCGGAGGAAAAAGAGGAGAAUGUGCAGCAUGAUGGGUAAUGGUGAUACAACUUCCCAGGACGACUGCGUGAGCAAAGAGCGCAGCUCCUCCAGGAUUAGGGAGUCUUGUGGAGGCCGCAGCUACCCUUGAGUGAUAACAACACCUGCCUAGAGGCAGCUGCCGAUCGAAGCUCCGUUAGCAGCCAGCCAGCUCUGUUCUACCCCCUCCUGCUUCUAUUUCUCACAGUCCUUAAGUUUUUUUACUCUUCCUCAACCCAGACAUCCAUCUUCAUUAUGUGCUGUCGAAGGUUGGCUCCUUUCUAACGUCCAGGGGAAUGCCCUGACCCUCCAUUUUUGUGCAAUGCUUUGUCCCCUCUGUGCCCCAAGUGAGUGCACUAAUAACCCAACUUUGGGUACGGACAUGCCAAGUAUUUAAUGGGUCCCGUAACUGGCAAGGAAGACGAUGGUCAGUUUUUAAAGAACUUUUUUUAAAACCAGCAGGUAAACCUAUGAACCUGCCUUGCUUUGACACUGUCAUAUGUUUACAUGUUGUCCUGUACACUUGAGGAAAGGAGCACCAGCCCUUUUGGCCUAUCGGAACAUCCGACGCGUCUCGCAUCAGAAUUUCAGGAAGGAACAGUGGUGUGAAUGCUCCACUGUUGCUGAAGCAACUUCAGAGGAGGUGACCACCAACCUUGAAGCAUCUUUCAUUGUCUUAAUCUACACGCACCUUGCCAUAGGAAGCUCGAUGGAGCAGAGGAAUCCUGGCGUUUCUUGCACAGUGAAAACCAUGGGGAAAAAGCCAGCCCUUGCUAGUAAUCACAAUCCUUUAGGUGGAGGCGUGAUGUGUAGCACUAGGCAACAACUGACAAACUGACUCUGUAUAACAAUUGCUGGGCUUUAAAUGCCAGGCAGUUACAGGGCCAUGAGCUCGGUAGUCCAGUGCAGUUUACAUACCUAAAUGGUAUUUCUUGGAGUUUAUUGUUCAGUUGUUUCUAGAACUUGCGGUACCAGUUUUAAAGGGCCGGGAGGGGGACAUCUUGUUGUUUAAGCUUCUUAAAAAUGCAACGUGUUGCUUAGGUCUGUGUAGAUUUGUUUGUGUUGUGCUCGGUAAAGCACUCAUCCCCAAGGAAGCUGUUGGAGCCACUGUAUUUUUUUUAGCAGGGGCUCGUGCUGGUAGUGUCAGCAAAGAGGUCUGCGUGCUGCAAGGAAACGGUCCUUCUCUGUGCGAGCAGCACUGCCAGAAGCUGGCUGGGUUGGGGUGGUUUCUUGGGUGCUUUCCUGAGACCUUGGAGGUAGGUAUUGGAUCUCAUUUCAGCUGUUCUUUGGGAGAGGAAACUUGAAAGUGGAAGUGUGCCUGCAGUGACCACGCAGUGAUGCCUAGGCACUGGGAGUGGAGUUGAAAAGUGGAUUGGUCACCUUAACUGUGACUUUCUUGUACGUGUUGCGUUUGAUGGAACCCAGAAGGUUGCUUGUCUGGGCUUUUUUUAUCUUUUGGUGUUUAGCCUUGUCUCUUCCUAUUUAAACACUUUCUCCCUUCUUGGAGACAGGGCCAUAUCCUGUUGUACAAGGAAAUCCUAAAUAUGUUUGUCAGGAUCUCUGUUUCUGAGCCUCCUUUGUGCAGGAGCAGCAUGAUGGUAGGAAAAUGGAGAGGACAGGUUUCCUGAUAAGCUCUUUAGCUGUCCAGAGUCUGAAUUCACUGUGAUGACGAGGCACAUGUGAGCAUGCUGGCUCUGCAGGCUGCUGUGGAUUCUUCCACAAGAUUACUUAAUUUAAAAAGUAAAAAAAAGUUUCUCGAGCUCCUGGCGUUUCUGGCAAAGUUUGCCUUUUUUUCCUGCCUGAUUGAACAGCCUGGGAGCCCACACAAUCUGUACAUCUUCUCAGAGAGGGUGUGCUACAGCUGCUGCCUUUUGGAAGAACGUGGGGGCCUGGAGAGGCAAAGGCUCAGCUCCGUCACAGUGCGGGGAGCCCCUGGGGAACUGGCUGCCUUCUUCAGUGGCUGGACAGCAAGUACAUCAGGCAGAUGGCGUUGCUUGCAAUUGUGUUUGGCACGCAUGGUUCAGUUUUGCAGUCUGGAGUUCUUACAUGUUCAUGGAAGCCUGAUGGCUGUGCUGGGAACACUGCACCUCCACCACCAGAAGCACAGUGAGAAGAUCCAGAGUACAAACUAUUCUUCUGUGUCAGUGAACUUUCCCAUAGUGUGAAAUAAAACAGUUGAAGAUUGAAGCCUGUGUUCGUUGGACAUCCCUUGCAGAGAAGCUGUGUGUUCAAAAUGGACAGCAAGCAUUGUGAUACCAGCAAUGCUGCACUUGCUUCUCCACAAGGCACUUUAUGGAAUGAAGCAAAGGUGUGUCUGUUUUGGCUACCUGGGAAUCUGGACUCCUGGGAUCUCUCGUUCUUCCGCUUACAGGCCCUUGCCUCAGCUGAAUUGGUGAGCUUCUGUCUUUGAGGAAAAUACCUACCUCACAGGUGUGUUGUGAGGCUGAAACAUAAUCACUGUGUACGAUGCUUUGAAGUUGUCCUCCCAUAAAAGUGUUCCAGACAUCCUAAGCAACCUGAGACUUCCUAACCUAGUGUUAGCAUUUUGUAACAGAAAACAUUGGGGAUGUUGUUCAGCACUCCUGACCACGUGGUGUUCUGAAGACGGCCUUCCAGAAUUGCUGUGUGGUACGGUAAUUGUAGCAGCACAAGGCUUUUUGUUUUCACCAGAGUUUAACUGUUGGCAUUUCGUGGCGCGCCCUGAACAGGAGGUCCUGCUAGAUCGGGAUUUUUUUAAAAUAGGAAUAGAUUCAAUUAUCUCUCAUCACGGAAUCAGCUUCACUGGCCUUACAGGAAGGAAGCGAGCUGGUGCUUCUCAGGCCCUCGUUCCAGGCUGGGUGAAUGAGGAAUGAAGUUCGAAACUGCUCCUCUUGUGCCUAGCUCCACGCUUGUGGGAGGCUGACUGGGGAGAGGGAUUUUGUGCUCUCACUUCUCUAAGCUUGUGCUUCUUGGGGCGUCCAUGUCUCUUGUUCCAACCCCUCUGCUUUUGUGUACUGUAGAGCCUCUGGGCGUAGCAGGCUGCUGUGGGCCAGCGCCUGGACCCAGUGGGCCUCUCAUUGCCUGGAGCCCCAGAGCAGCAGUGCUGCCUUGGCCCCCAGCAGCGCUUGGUCAGCCUGAUGGUGCCAAGGGGUCUGCCCUGUUCCCUUGGCAUGGCCUUAGAGUGCCACAUGCUGCGUUUGGACGGCGGGCUUCCCAGUUGUACUGGGCGUGUCUGUCAUUGUCCUGCCCGCCUGCUGUGGUGAAAGGAAAAGGAAUUUGUGAGCUCUGGCUGUGUUUUUGAGUGUGGUAACCAAUACAGGCUUGUCUGCUGUGAGAGUUUAGGAAUAAAGGAAUAAAUACCCAUCAGAUUUGUGGGUGUGAACAGCAGGCGCACUGAUCUCUGCACCUGUUCCCUGCACAAGUGCUGUGGGAGCAGGUGGUGCCGAGAUAGCACUGGCAAACCUUCCUCCCCUUCCCAGCCUGGCUACGCUGGCUCCAGUUUGUCUUCUCAGUUACAUUAAGCUCCAAAUGCUUAGAAGAAAGACAGCGACCUCAUUUAUAAUUAACCUACCCCCUUUUCCUCCCUGCCAUUGUGGGGCAGGAAGCGAGACUGUUGACUGAAUCAACUGUGAAAUGCCUGUGUGGGCUGAUCGCCAUGGGAGGUUUUUGGCAUUCCCCUUGCGAAGAGGGGGAAGGAAAGAGCGUACUGAUCCGUUUGACAGUCACACUGUCAGCUCCAAGCCCUACCGCUGCCGUUAGCUGCUUUUAUCACCCUGUCCAGCAGAGCUGGGUUAUUCUUAAUUGUCUUGUUUGGAUGAUUGUGUUUUUGCUUU